CGGGAACGAAGAAGAUACAAAACUGAGCGAAAGCGACUUCGAGGAUGCUCUGGGAAGCCUACGUCGUCGCCGCCGAGCUCGCGCUGAGCCUCGUGGGCUGCAUCUGGGCCAUUCGCGUAGCAUCACCCGGAGUCGAGUACACGCAGCUGCGCCUCACGCCUCGGCCGCGAUCGGGCCGGCUUCGAUGCGCGUUCCAUGCGGCUUGCCUCGCCUUCUUCAUCAGCGUCCUCGUCGCCGAGCUCGUGAAGACGCAUGGCCACGGCCUCGCCUUCUACACGUGCUGGAACUUUAUCCUGCAGAUCAUCUACUGGGCGUGGGCCCUCCUUGAUGCGCGUGGUGUGAGCCGCGGCCGGCGGGUGCUCCUCGACGUGGUAUUUCCAGCGAGCCUCCUCGUCAUGGCCGUCGUGUGGGCCAUCUUGUACCCGCUCGCCAAGGCUGCACACGCGACUGAACAGCUUCUCAAUUGGACGAGCUACGUGCAGCAUGGCAUCAACGUCCCUUUGCUUGGCCUCGAGUUUUACCUCGUCUGCGCCGACAGCAUCCCGAUGGCGAUGGGUGGCCUCCCGCUUCUCGUGCUCUGGGGCACACUCUAUGGUGUCGCUGCGUGGAUCAUCCACGAAGUCACGAGCUUUUGGCCGUACCCGUUCAUGAAGGUCGAGUCGCCGUAUGCGCCGCUGUGGUACUUCUUGGUGUGUGUCCUGCACAUUGCCUUCUUUGGGGUCGCAAAAGGCCUGAGCUGGCUCGCGUGGCGACCGCUGCAUUUGAAAGCCAGCCGCGUCGAGUCGCUGGAUACGGAUAGCAGCGCGACCGCCCGUCUUCUUGGUGACGACACGGUCCGUGUCUAAGGAUGCCAAAGUGGGAUCCACUGUUUGAAUGCAGCGUAUCGGAUACUGGACGCACGCGUGGUCCUUCUACAGUACACGAUCUUGUCGAGCUCGUCCAUGCGUCUCGGUGGCCGUGUCGCAGGGACGUGUCUUUGAACAAGCACAAGUAAGAUCCGAGCUGG
Molecule: messenger RNA, 1006 nt
Organism: Saprolegnia diclina VS20
Lineage: Eukaryota; Oomycota; Saprolegniomycetes; Saprolegniales; Saprolegniaceae
Exons: 1
Coding region: 45-845 (266 amino acids)
Cellular component (GO): membrane
Source: RefSeq, a predicted model, not a curated record